AUGAGCGAGAGUAGACCUCAUGACGACGAAUCAGAUGCUUCCAGUUGGCACCAAUCUCUCACCAGGCGAAGCCGCGUCCCAUUUGCAGCUCUGCACCCGCGCCCGGAAAAUCCCAAGGGCGAUCCAGAUGCGAUACAGCUGUUUUGGUUUGGCUUCAUUGGCAUGCCAUGGCUUUGGCUCCUCGGCGGGUGGUGUCUUAAUGACCAUGGUGCGCUAUUAUCGCCUUGGUCGCCCCCUUCGUUUGCCGCAUAUCGAGCAGGGCUGCACCCCUAUGGUCCACCAUUUGCACUCUCGCUCCAUGCAAAGAACAGGCUUCUACAGCGGAUCUCUCCCCACACUAUCAGUCCACUCACAAAAGAUCCUGUGGUCUUUGGAGAUGACCACCGUGUGUAUCUUUCCUCCAUCGCUACGAUGCCCGAGAGCGAAGGACCCGCGGACGCGCUGCUGUGUCUCAGGGCCGCAGUGUCGGCUGAUCCAGAAGAUCCCAUGGCGCUUGUGAGGCUUCGAGAUUCCAGCGGGAAUGAUCUGGAUGGAAUUCAGGGAGCUACCUCCGUUACUUUCUUGUCGAAGGAGUCGAAGGCUCCAGUGCAAACAUUCGAUGUGCAUGUACCAGCACGUAUGCUGCGUAGCCGCGAGCUUUCAUCAAGAGAGGGAGGAGCUCCCAAAAUCGAUUUAGAGCCUGAUGCCUUUUUCCCGCUCAGUGCCCUUCUUUUUGCGAUUUUGCAACGCAAUGAACGUGCGGGUUCAUACCUCCGCAACGCGACCACAGCCCAGAUUGUGCCGAUAUCUGCACUAGAGCGUGCUCCUAUUCUUGAAUACCUCACGGGAAAGCGCAAUGCCUGGGAUGGCAUCGUUUCGCCCACUGAUGUCGCUGACAGCGGCGCUACAGCGCCGUCGGACACUGCAGCGCCAGCAGCUCUAACAAAGGACGACGCCGCUGAGCGACCGGUCACCUCAAAACGCACUUUUCAACCUGAUGCAGCCGAUGCGGAGUUUGUUCGACAUCUGCGCUCCAAGUAUGAGCUAGUGCUGCUUAGUCGUGACGACGCUCUGCGAGGAUCUAUGACGGCCGAUACGGACGAUGGUACGACAGGCGCGCGGGCUGGCGGCGACCUGCUUGGACUACGAGCCAUGAUGGCACCACGCAUCGAAGCCGCAAAGAAACGCUCGGUCUCAUCUAACAAGUCAUCCACAUCCUCCUCUCGUUCAGCCCCGUCCGCAAUCAACCCUGCUCGGAAGUCUCGAGCACAGGACCCUAUUAUAUUGCUUUCUAACUCUCCAACUGCCCUGGUUAAUAUGUUCAAUGUGAAAGCACUGCUGCAGGACGGCGUGUUUAUUCCACCUGAGGAGGCUCGCCAACAGGCUGGCGGCAUCCCCGAGCUUGUCGUAACGAUCCGAGCACCUUCAUCGGAUGAGCCAACGUCUGGACAAGGCGUGUCACUAUCCCGCCGCAUCCUUGUGGUAGACAGCGCUGAAGCUGUCAACCGACUGGGCAGUGGGGCGCCUGGGAGCGAUCAGGACCCUUGGUCCCGUGUUAUUUGUGUCUUUACUACGGGUCAAUCCUGGCAGUUCAAGUCGUAUCGUUGGUCGGACCCACGCGAUCUUUUCCGAAAUGGUACGUAUUUGCCUGGCUGA
Malassezia sympodialis ATCC 42132 is the source of this 1635-nucleotide messenger RNA. It is a transcript of the gene CDC73, whose product is annotated as Cdc73p. Gene Ontology annotation, biological process: positive regulation of transcription elongation by RNA polymerase II; transcription elongation by RNA polymerase II. Gene Ontology annotation, cellular component: Cdc73/Paf1 complex. The record is from RefSeq and is a predicted model, not a curated record. NCBI's taxonomy places the organism in Eukaryota, Fungi, Basidiomycota, Malasseziomycetes, Malasseziales, Malasseziaceae. Gene Ontology annotation, molecular function: RNA polymerase II complex binding.